Molecule: messenger RNA, 2165 nt
Organism: Triticum dicoccoides
Lineage: Eukaryota; Viridiplantae; Streptophyta; Magnoliopsida; Poales; Poaceae
Product: CSC1-like protein ERD4
Exons: 7
Coding region: 128-2008 (626 amino acids)
Cellular component (GO): plasma membrane
Molecular function (GO): calcium-activated cation channel activity
Source: RefSeq, a predicted model, not a curated record
CCCACCACGCGUCCACGCCAGGGCACACCAAAGCAUCCAAUGCUCACCCCUUUCCACCCAUGACUACCCUCCACCACUAACCCCCUCACAAUCCUCCCGGAGGAGCGGCGGCGGCGGCGGCGGCGAGAUGGACAUCCCGUCGUUCGUGACGUCGAUUCUGACGUCCUUGACCGUCUUCGUGGUGCUGGUCCUGGUGUUCACGUGGCUGUCGCGGCGGCCGGGGAACGCGACGGUGUACUACCCGAGCUUGCUGCUGCGGGGGCUCGACCCGUGGGAGGGGCGCGGGCGGGGCACGCGCAGCCCGGUGGGCUGGAUCCGCCAGGCGUUCACGGCGUCCGAGCCUGACGUCGUCGCCGCCGGCGGAGUCGACGCCGCCGUCUACCUCGUCUUCCUCUCGUCCAUGUUUGCAAUCCUUGCUUUUGCCGGGAUUGUGUUGCUUCCAGUUCUGUUGCCAAUUGCUGGAACUGAUAAUGCCCUGGAGGAUUCUACUGGCAGAAUGCCGUCCAACGUCACACAUUUCGAAAUUUUGUCAUUGGCCAAUAUUGAAGACCGAAGUAUGAGGCUGUGGGCAUUCAUAUCAGCAGUCUAUUGGGUCUCCUUUGUCACCUAUUUCAUACUAUGGAGAUCCUACAAGCAUGUUUCGAAUCUGAGAGCAGCUGCAAGAUCAACAUCAGAGGUUAAACCACAGGAGUUUGCCAUGUUGGUGAGAGAUGUUCCCAUUCCACCUCCUAAUCAAACUAUAAAGGACUCGGUGGACUCGUAUUUCCGAGCACUUCAUCCUGACACAUUCUACAAAGCAAUGGUUGUGACAGACAUCACCAAGGUUGAUAAAAUUUUCCAAGAGAUUGAAGGUCACAAACACAAAAUUGCUCAUGCUGAAGCUGUCUAUGCAGAAUCAAAAACAGCAAACAGACCUGAGGGCACGGGGCCUACUCAUAAGACGGGAUUCCGUGGCCUUAUCGGUAAAAAGGUCGACACGAUUGAGUAUUGUAAUGAACAGAUAAAGGAAUUGCUGCCCAAACUAGAGGAUGAACGGAAGAGCGCCCUCAGUGAGAAACAGCAACGGGCUGCCUUCGUCUUCUUCAAUAGUAGAGCUGCUGCGGCCUCAGCAUCUCAGACUCUCCAUGCCCAGAUGUUUGAUGAAUGGACUGUUACAGAAGCUCCUGAACCACGUGAGGUAAUAUGGGCCAAUCUUCCAAGGAAAAUAUAUGACAGGCACACCAGACAGACGGUGGUCUAUCUCAUUGUCUUCGUUACCGUUGCCUUCUACAUGAUUCCCAUCACUGCCAUCUCUGCCGUUACAACGCUUGAAAAACUGAGGGAGAAGCUGCCCUUUCUGAAGGUGGUUGUGGACCAGUUCGUUGCACUCAGAUGCUUUGUUGGUUAUGGGCUUGAGCUCUCUCGUUUGGUCCCUCUCAUCAUUUUCCACCUGAAAAGGAAGUACAUAUGCAAGACAGAGGACGAGGUGAGAGCGGCAUGGGUUCCAGGAAACCUGAGGUAUAACACCAGGGUUCCCAACGACAUGCUCAUCGUGACAAUUGUGCUGUGCUACUCCGUCAUCACGCCUUUGAUUUUGCCAUUCGGUGUUGCUUACUUUGCUCUGGGUUGGCUUAUAGCAAAAAACCAGGUUUUGAGAGUUUAUGUUCCGAGUUAUGAGAGCAACGGGCGAAUGUGGCCACACAUGCACACAAGGAUCAUUGCAGCUCUCAUGAUCUAUCAGGCUACCAUGAUUGGUAUCAUCAGCCUGAAAAAAUUCUACUAUUCUACAAUCCUCACACCACUCCUGGUGAUAAGCUUAAUCUUCGCCCGCACACGCCAUGCACGCUUCUAUCCUGCAUUCGCCAAAACCCCUCUCGAGGUGGCAAGUCAGCAGCUGAAAGAGACGCCCAACAUGAGCGCCAUUUACACUGCGUACAUCCCUCCUUGCCUCAAGCCCGAGAAGCUCGAAGAUGUGCAAGUCUUUGAAGACACUCAGUCACGCACCACCUCCAGAGCUCCGUCCUUUUAAUGUAACUAGCAAAGGUGCAAGCGCUACGCACGUUAAUAUUUAGUCAAUAUAUUAAUUGCACGCGGAUAUUAGGUAUGAUACUAUUUGUGUGUUAAUCCUGUGAUUAGUGCAAUAUUUGAUAUGAUAUUAAUUACACGUUAAAUACAUUUAACGUUCA